Messenger RNA from Saccharomyces paradoxus, 1992 nucleotides. RefSeq names its product protein-transporting protein SEC63 (gene SEC63). The record is from RefSeq and is a predicted model, not a curated record. Gene Ontology annotation, molecular function: transmembrane protein transporter activity; RNA binding. The transcript has a single exon. Gene Ontology annotation, cellular component: Sec62/Sec63 complex. NCBI's taxonomy places the organism in Eukaryota, Fungi, Ascomycota, Saccharomycetes, Saccharomycetales, Saccharomycetaceae. Bases 1 to 1992 code for a protein of 663 amino acids. Gene Ontology annotation, biological process: SRP-dependent cotranslational protein targeting to membrane; post-translational protein targeting to endoplasmic reticulum membrane.
AUGCCCACAAACUACGAGUAUGAUGAGGCUAGUGAGACAUGGCCGUCCUUCAUUUUAACCGGGAUCUUGAUGGUCGUCGGGCCCAUGACACUAUUUCAAAUAUACCAAAUUUUCUUUGGGUCCAAUACUGAAGAUGUGAAUCCAGGGAGUAAUAAGGGGUUUAAUGAGGAAGUUUUCAAGAAGUUGAAUGAAGAAUACACUAGCGAUGAAAUCAAACAAUUCAGAAGAAAGUUUGAUAAGAAUAGUAGUAAGAAGUCCAAAAUAUGGAGCAAGAGAAAUAUUAUAAUUAUUGUGGGAUGGAUCUUAGUGGCAAUUCUUCUGCAAAGGAUCAAUAGCAAUGAUGCGAUUAAAGAUGCAGCCACAAAAUUAUUUGACCCUUAUGAAAUUCUUGGUAUCUCUACCAGUGCUUCCGAUAGAGAUAUAAAGUCUGCUUAUAGAAAACUUUCUGUUAAAUUCCAUCCAGAUAAAUUAGCCAAGGGCCUAUCGCCUGAUGAAAAAAGCGUGAUGGAAGAAACUUAUGUUCAAAUUACGAAGGCUUACGAAUCUCUUACUGAUGAAUUGGUUAGACAAAACUAUUUGAAAUAUGGUCAUCCAGAUGGUCCACAAUCUACUUCACAUGGUAUUGCUCUACCAAGAUUCUUGGUGGAUGGAAGUGCAUCUCCACUAUUAGUAAUUUGUUAUGUUGCGCUAUUAGGUUUAAUCUUACCAUAUUUUGUUAGUAGAUGGUGGGCAAGAACGCAAUCGUAUACUAAGAAGGGAAUUCAUAAUGUGACGGCCUCUAAUUUCGUUAGCAACUUAGUCAACUAUAAGCCAUCGGAGAUUGUCACUACAGACUUGAUCUUGCACUGGUUAUCGUUUGCUCAUGAAUUCAAACAGUUCUUCCCUGAUUUACAGCCAGCAGAUUUUGAAAAACUUUUACAAGAUCAUAUCAACCGUAGAGAUAGUGGUAAACUUAACAAUGCCAAGUUUAGAAUAGUGGCUAAAUGUCACUCUUUGCUACAUGGUUUGUUAGACAUUGCUUGUGGAUUUAGAAAUUUGGAUAUUGCAUUAGGUGCAAUCAAUACCUUCAAAUGUAUUGUUCAGGCUGUACCAUUAAUACCAAACUGUCAAAUCCUUCAGUUGCCUAACGUAGAUAAAGAACAUUUCAUAACUGAAAACAAAGAUAUUCAUACAUUGGGUAAAUUGUUUACUUUGGAAGAUGCCAAAAUUGGUGAGGUUCUUGGCAUAAAGGAUCAAGCAAAGUUAAAUGAAACUUUGAGAGUUGCAUCGCAUAUUCCGAACCUAAAGAUCAUAAAGGCAGACUUCCUUGUCCCAGGUGAAGAUCAAGUAACACCGUUAUCUACCCCAUAUAUUUCUUUGAAAGUAUUAGUUCGUUCUGCUAAGCAGCCAUUGCUACCAACUCGCUUGAUCCCUGAAGAUAAAUUAAUAGAGCCCCAGGAUUUUGAAUCCCAAAGAGAUCCAUUUGCUAUGAUGGGCAAGCAGCCAUUGGUUCCAUAUUCAUUUGCGCCAUUUUUCCCUACAAAGAGACGUGGGAGUUGGUGCUGUCUGGUGAGUUCUCAAAAAGAUGGUAAAAUACUUCAGACACCAAUUAUCAUUGAAAAACUAUCUUACAAGAACUUAAACGAUGACAAAGAUUUUUUUGACAAGAGGAUAAAACUAGAUUUGACCAAACAUGAGAAGUUUGAUAUAAAUGAUUGGGAAAUCGGAACCAUCAAAAUUCCAUUAGGUCAGCCUGCACCUGAGACUGUUGGUGAUUUCUUCUUUAGAGUAAUCGUUAAAUCUACAGAUUAUUUCACCACAGAUCUGGAUAUUACUAUGAAUAUGAAGGUCCGUGAUUUGCCUGUAGUGGAAAAAGUGGAAGUUUAUUCUGAGGAAGACGAUGAGUAUUCUACUGAUGACGACGAAACUGAAAGUGAUGACGAAAGUGAUGCUAGCGAUUAUACUGAUAUUGAUACAGAUACAGAGGCUGAAGACGAUGAAUCACCCGAAUAG